Molecule: messenger RNA, 3568 nt
Organism: Spea bombifrons (plains spadefoot toad)
Lineage: Eukaryota; Metazoa; Chordata; Amphibia; Anura; Pelobatidae
Gene: MYO1A
Product: myosin IA
Exons: 29
Coding region: 219-3437 (1072 amino acids)
Biological process (GO): vesicle transport along actin filament; actin filament organization
Cellular component (GO): vesicle; myosin complex; microvillus
Molecular function (GO): actin filament binding; microfilament motor activity; ATP binding
Source: RefSeq, a predicted model, not a curated record
AGUACAGACUGUAGUAUUGCCAGCAAGGAGCCGGAGCUGGCAGAACACCAUGGACAGCUCCAAAUGAGUAGUGCAUACGGUGGUCUGCUCUAGGAUCUGGUGUUCCAGGCAUAUUGGAUCCUGCAAGCAACAAGAGUUUUACAGCAAAAUAAUAACAACUAAAAACAGGAGAAACUUUUAGCUGCUUGGUAGAAAGAUCAGAGCCAAGACCUGCAAAGAUGGAUGGAAAUUCAUCUUUCCUGGAUGGCAUGGUUGGCGUUGGGGACAUGGUUCUUCUGGACCCCCUGUCGGAAGAGUCCCUUCUCCAGAAUCUUAAGGAAAGAUUUAAAAGCGAUGAAAUCUAUACAUACAUUGGAAAUGUAGUUAUAUCUGUGAACCCCUACAAGCAACUGUCCAUCUACACACCUGAGAAAGUGGAGCAAUAUAGGAACAGUAACUUCUACCAGCUGAAGCCUCAUCUCUACGCUGUGGCUGAUGAUGCCUAUAAGUCUCUACGUGAUCGAGACAGGGACCAGUGCAUCAUGAUAACCGGAGAGAGCGGGGCAGGAAAAACAGAGGCUAGUAAACUGGUGAUGUCAUAUGUGGCAGCCGUGUGUGGGAAAGGUGCAGAAGUGAACCAAGUCAAGGAACAGCUUCUACAGUCAAAUCCUGUCCUAGAGGCUUUUGGAAACGCCAAGACAAUUAGAAAUGACAACUCAUCUAGAUUUGGCAAAUACAUGGACAUCGAAUUUGACUUUAAGGGAGAUCCUGUGGGAGGUGUAAUAAGCAACUACCUGCUGGAGAAGUCUCGUGUGGUAAAGCACAUGAAAGGAGAAAGAAAUUUUCAUAUUUUUUACCAGCUGCUGGCAGGAGGAGGAGCUGAACUUCUAGGAAAGUUGAAGCUUAAGCCAGACUGCAGUGCCUAUAGUUACUUGAACAAGGACAAUAGUAGCCUGCAAGGCAUGGGGGAUGCAGAAAACUUUAACAUUGUAAAGAAUGCCAUGAAAAUUAUUGGAUUCUCUGAUGAAGAGGUGACUUCUAUUCUAGAAAUUGUUGCUUUGGUCCUGAAACUAGGAACUAUUGAAAUGAAGGGUCAGUUUCAAUCCAACGGGAUGGCCUCAUGCUACGUCACAAAUACACAAGUUGUUAAAGAAAUUGGUUCUCUGAUUGGACUCGAUUCCUCUACACUGGAAAAUGCAUUUAGUGUUCGCACUGUUGAAGCCAAACAGGAGAAAGUGGUGACCACUUUAAAUGUAUCUCAGGGGAUUUAUGCCCGAGAUGCUCUGGCCAAAAACACAUAUGACCGUCUUUUCACCUGGCUAGUGCAGAGAAUAAAUGAAAGCAUAAAGGUGUCAGAAUUCCAAGGGAAAAAAGUGAUGGGAGUGCUGGAUAUUUAUGGAUUUGAGAUCUUGGAGGGUAACAGCUUUGAACAGUUCAUCAUUAAUUACUGUAAUGAGAAGUUGCAACAGAUAUUCAUUCAGAUGACAUUGAGAGAAGAACAAGAAGAAUACGCGAGAGAGGGUAUUGAAUGGACUCGCAUUGAGUUUUUCGACAAUGAGAUAAUCUGUAACCUCAUAGAAUGUAGUUCAGGUGGUAUAUUGUCAAUACUGGAUGAGGAGUGUCUGCGCCCCGGGAAUGUGUCCGAUGCCACCUUCCUUGCCAAGCUUGGACAACAGCUGAAGAAUCAUAAGCAUUUCAAGAGUAAGGCCAGUCAGAACGACAAACGUAUUACAGAUGCCUCGCUGCCUGAUAACUGCUUCCGCAUUGAACAUUACGCUGGCCAGGUCACUUACAAAACAGAUGGCUUUUUGGACAAGAACAAUGACCUUCUCUACAGAGAUCUCUCUCAAGCUAUGUGGAAAGCAAAGCAUGGAUUGCUCAAGUCACUUUUUCCAGAAGGAGAUCCAAAGAAUGCUUCUCUUAAACGUCCGGCCACUGUUGGGUUCCAGUUCAAAGCUUCUGUCUCAACUCUUAUGAAGAACCUCUAUGCCAAAAAUCCCAACUACAUUAGGUGUCUAAAACCCAACAGUACGAAGAAGCCAUCCCUAUUUGAUGACACACUAGUGAAAGUACAAGUACGUUACCUGGGCCUUUUGGAAAACGUAAGGGUACGACGGGCUGGAUAUGCCUACAGACAGGAGUACAAAUCUUUCCUUGAGCGCUACAAGAUGUUGAGCAAGCAGACAUGGCCACAGUGGAACGGAGAGCCAAGGGCUGGAGUAGAAGUCUUCCUGUCAGAAAUUGGUUAUCCGGGUGAAGAAAUAGCAUAUGGACGCACCAAAAUAUUCAUUAGGACUCCACGCACACUCUUUGACUUGGAGGAGAGACGCAGGAUGAGGCUGGGUGAGCUGGCUACCUUGCUACAAAAGACAUAUCGGGGAUGGAGGUGUCGUGAGCAGUACAAAAAAAUACGCAAGAGCCAGAUCAUCAUUGCUGCUUUUUACCGUGGCUAUUCUCAAAAGAAGAAGUUUCAGAAUAUUAAGUUUUCAACAUUAAUUGUGCAAGCUUUUGUCCGUGGCUGGAAGGCACGUGUGCUGCUGCGGAAAAUGAAAUUGCAAAAUCGCCAAGAGAAUGCGUCAACCACUAUAUGUUCUUAUUGGAGGGGGUAUCAGGUGAGAAAGCAAUACAGGAAGAACUUCCGCUCUCAUGCAUCGAAGAAACUGGCUAACUUUAUCUACCGAAGAAUUCUUCAAAUUUUCUUCAUGGGACUGAAAAACAACCUUCAGUCGAUGUCACCGUUGAACAAGGAAUGGAAAGAACCCAAAUAUAAGUUUCUCACAAACACCAACCAAGAACUUAGGAGGAUAUUUCAGCUGUGGAAGUGUAAGAAAUAUAGAGAGGGUCUAACCCCACAACGCAAGGCUGUACUUCAGGAUAAACUAUGUGCCAGUGACAUAUUUAAUGGCAAAAAGAAAUCAUAUCCUACAAGUGUCUCUAAACCAUUCCAGGGAGAUUAUAUUGGAAUACAGAAAAAUCCAAAAUAUCAGAAGCUUACCGCCUCUGUCCCAGGCAAACUGGAGCUGGCUGCCAGUGUUAAGAAAAUCAACAAAACUGAUGGCAAGGGAACAGCUAUGAUGUUUCUGUUGACGAAAAGUCACUUAGCACUUGCAGAUUCAAAAGCUCAAGUAAAGCACCUUGCCAAGUUGGAUGAAAUCGCCAGUGUUUCAGUCAGCAAGUUCUCUGAUGGACUCUUGGUUAUUCAGCUUAUCCCGACAUCAACGGCAGGAUUGAAAGGAGAUGUCCUCUUGACCAGCGAGCAUGUAAUAGAAAUUGCGACUAGACUUCACCAGUUUUUUCUGGAAGCAACACAAAAGAACCUAAAUCUACAGAUCAGUGAUGAGUUCCAAGUGAGAUUUAAGAAGGACCCAGUGGCAGUGAAAUUGAUUGAGUCCCCUGUACAGAACGGGAAAGGUCCCGUCUACAAGAAGAAAGGCCAAAGACUUGAAGUUUUUGUAUAAGAAUGGAAGAACGGGAUCUAGUGUGAACCGAGUUCGAGGGAGAAAUACAUUGUGAUUUUGGUUAAAGGCUAUAAACAUUUCAUGGCUUUCCAUGUAAAAUAAAUAAAUAAAUGCUUACUAAAAAUCAACAA